Arachis duranensis is the source of this 2847-nucleotide messenger RNA. Its product is annotated as serine/threonine-protein kinase BLUS1. Gene Ontology annotation, biological process: protein phosphorylation. The coding region runs from base 286 to 2484 and encodes 732 amino acids. Gene Ontology annotation, molecular function: protein kinase activity; protein serine/threonine kinase activator activity; ATP binding. Lineage: Eukaryota; Viridiplantae; Streptophyta; Magnoliopsida; Fabales; Fabaceae. The transcript is spliced from 19 exons. The record is from RefSeq and is a predicted model, not a curated record.
CUUCUUUCUUUCCAUAAUCCACAUACACACACACUCUCUUUCUUUCUCUCUCUGCGGCCAUACCAAUGAAUGAAUAUAGAUAGGGUCCGAACAAUUCGAAAAUCGAACGAAAGCCCCAACCCAGCCCAUUCCCCAUUAGUUUCACGAGAAAGCUGCGCAACCUAACGCGACCUCUAUCUCUCCGUCUAACUGACUAGUAUUCUGAUCUUCACUCUUGUUCAUUUUCAUCAUACUCAAAUUUAAAUUCAAAUUCCAAAGCAUAGGAUUCUUCAACCGGAGAAUAGAAUGAAGGACAAAGACAAGGACAAGGAAAAAGAGGCGGAGAAGAAGAAGUACCCUAUCGGCGCCGAGCAUUACGAUCUCUACGAGGAGAUUGGACACGGCGUCAGUGCCGCCGUCCACCGCGCGCUUUGCAUCCCCUUAAACGAGAUCGUCGCCAUCAAGAUCCUCGACUUCGAACGCGACAACUGCGAUCUGGUUCGCCCUUUACCUUUAAUUAAUUUCGAUCCGUUUCAAUUUAAUCAUCAUCGCCUUAGCUAUAUAUAUGAUAUGAUGUGUGAUUAUUGCGCGCGGCAGAACAAUGUUUCACGCGAAGCACAGACGAUGGUGCUGGUGGACCACCCUAACGUGCUGAAAUCGCACUGCUCCUUCGUCAACGAGCACAGCCUGUGGGUUGUGAUGCCGUACAUGGCGGGCGGAUCGUGCCUCCAUAUCCUCAAGGCCGCGCACCCCGACGGAUUCGAGGAGGUUGUGAUUGCCACCAUCCUUCGCGAGGUCCUCAAGGGUUUAGAGUACCUUCACCACCACGGACACAUCCACAGGGACGUCAAGUCCGGCAACAUUCUCAUCGAUUCCCGCGGCGCCAUCAAGCUCGGCGACUUCGGUGUCUCCGCCUGUCUCUUUGAUUCCGGUGAUAGGCAGCGCACCAGGAAUACUUUCGUUGGAACACCUUGUUGGAUGGCACCCGAAGUAAUGGAGCAGCUACAUGGUUAUAAUUUCAAAGCUGACAUUUGGUCAUUUGGCAUAACUGCACUGGAGCUUGCCCACGGUCAUGCUCCUUUCUCAAAGUUUCCCCCAAUGAAGGUACUGCUUAUGACUUUGCAAAAUGCACCCCCCGGCCUUGACUACGAGAGGGAUAGAAAGUUCUCUAAGUCAUUUAAGCAGAUGAUUGCUAGUUGCUUAGUGAAAGAUCCUUCAAAACGACCCUCUGCAAGCAAGUUGUUGAAGCAUUCCUUCUUCAAGCAGGCUCGCUCCAAUGAUUAUAUUGCACGAACACUUUUGGAGGGGCUGCCUGCUUUAGGUGACCGCAUGGAGGCCCUAAAGAGAAAAGAUGAAGAUAUGCUUGCACAAAAGAAAAUGCCCGAUGGCGAGAUGGAGGAAUUAUCACAGAAUGAAUACAAACGGGGAAUUAGUGGCUGGAACUUCAAUCUUGAUGAUAUGAAGGCUCAGGCUUCAUUGAUCCAUGAUUUUGAUGAUGCUAUAUCAGAUAUCAAUCAUGUAGCAAGUUCAGCUUCUUUAUCUUCCCUUGAUGUACAAGAUAAGCCGAGUGCAAGUCAUAAUCCCUCUCGAAGUGUUGAUCUGGAAGAUAUUGAUGAGCUACAAAAUCAAUCAGCUUCUGUUCCAGGAAUUGAUUACACAGUAAAUGAUGCCAAGAUCAAGUUUGAAAAAUCUGACGAUGACUCUAGCAUUACCAGUUCAAGCCAUGAACAAAGCAUUUCACUAGCUUCUCCCUCCUGUCUUGAUGAUCGUGUGGACCAUAAUGUGGGAGAAAAAUCUGAUGUGGAAAACGGUAUGGCUAUCCAUUCUUUUCAUAGAAGAGGAUCUUCAUCAAGCAUUUUACCUGAAGUAACUCUUCCACCAAUUCGACCAGAAAGUGAGAAGCCACCCAAUCUGCCCCAGAGCACCUCAAGUGGCAAUGCAAAUUCACAGACAGGAGAGGACGUGCUUACUGAACUUCCUUCUAAAAUCUCAAAAUCAUCAGCUAAUGCUGAAGAGACUGAUGAGAAAGCAAAGAUACCAGUUGUUCAGCAGAGAGGACGUUUUAAGGUUACAUCUGAGAAUGUUGACCCAGAAAAGGUGGCCCCUACUCCUGUACUGCAAAAGAGUCACAGUAUGCAGAUUAUUAGCCAGCAUAGUGCUCCUGCUCCUCUGCCUUCACCAUUACCGUUACUGUCAGCAUCUGAUGCUACUAUAUCAUCAAAUCUUUCUGGCUGUUCACUUUUCCCGGUGUUGCACUCUGUGCUGCAGACAAAUAUUCUUCAAAGGGAGAGCAUUUUAAAUUUAAUGAAGCAAAUCAGUGCAAAUGACACCACAGCUGAUGCCACGUGUAUCCCAGCACAAAUAGCAGCUACUGAGAAAUCUUUGCUUGAAGCAGCUCACGAUAGGGAGAAAGAGUUACUCCAUGAGAUAACCGAGUUGCAGUGGAGGCUGAUAUGUACCCAAGAGGAGCUUCAAAAAUUGAAGACAGAUAACGCUCAGGUAUGAAUUCCUUCUCGAAAUGCAUACUUGGAUUUGGAAUCCAGCAGUGAUUCCGUUGUUUGAGUGGAUGCUUGGAUUUAUAAGCUAUUCUUGGACACUUAAAACAAAGGUGCCAGAAGGCACUGGAAUUAUGACGAAUACGAACUGUGUAGACGAUAUAUGGACUGAUCUAUUAACUUCUAGGUCUUUUUAAUUAUGUAGGUGAUAUAACCUUUUUAUCGUAGUUCUCUUUUUAGUGCAGAUCGUUGUUUAUAAUUGUUUCUGUAAAUGAUUUUAGCGUUAUUUCCUGCUUGUAAAUUAUGAUCACACGGAAAUUUCGGAACCCCCAACUAAUAUCUCAAAGGAAAACAUAAGUUAAUGCAACGUCCA